Messenger RNA from Egretta garzetta (little egret), 5277 nucleotides. It is a transcript of the gene HTR2C, whose product is annotated as 5-hydroxytryptamine receptor 2C. The record is from RefSeq and is a predicted model, not a curated record. Bases 1001 to 2419 code for a protein of 472 amino acids. Gene Ontology annotation, molecular function: G protein-coupled serotonin receptor activity; neurotransmitter receptor activity. Gene Ontology annotation, cellular component: plasma membrane; dendrite. Gene Ontology annotation, biological process: G protein-coupled receptor signaling pathway, coupled to cyclic nucleotide second messenger; chemical synaptic transmission; feeding behavior. The transcript is spliced from 5 exons. NCBI's taxonomy places the organism in Eukaryota, Metazoa, Chordata, Aves, Pelecaniformes, Ardeidae.
UGAUGUCUGCAGCUUGGGCAGUGCCUGUCAUUCUGUGAAGAAAAGAGCAAGCUAACAUGGAAUUUGUUCUUCCCAGUGAUACUGUUUGGAGGUUCAGCUCUCUUUUUGCUGCCUGUACUGCUGUCACCCAGGAUUAAAAGUUGUAGAUAAACCAAGGCUGCAGGGAGGCAUCAGCAACUUGGAUGAGGAUUGCAAAGAUGCAUCAGAACAGCGUGGGCAAUGACUUCUGGGAAGAUCAUGAAAAAAUAAAGUAUGGCUAAUGGAUCUGAGCUCCUCUCCCUUCCCUUUUUGGCAGUCAUUCAUGGUAGCACAAAGUCUCCCUGGUGUAUUUGAGUCUCCUCCCUGGCGAGCCGUUCAGCUUGGUGCCAUCCACAAGUGCAGAGUGCUUUGAAAAGAGCCCGCUGAAGGCAUGCUAACAAGACCCUGAGUCCCAGACGGAGCAAACUUUCCUAGCUUGUCACCGUACACUGGCCUCAAAUCCUCUUUGGAGCAGCUGCCACAGGGACUGAACUUUGCUGUGUCCUGCUGUGCUGCCCGGGACCUUCUCCGAGUUAGCAAAGGCUGAUGGAAACGUGCAUCUAGGUGGUACUGCGUGAGGGUGAGGCACUCACCCGGCUCCCUGACGGCCUCUCCCUGCCUUGGUCCCUGCCAGCAGCGCUGCAUCACCACGUGCCAGAUGUGCAGGCAGCUGCAGAGAGCUUCCCUCCCUGAGCGCGGGUGCUGCUUUUCAAGAAAAAAGUAAAAUGGUGGACCUGGAAACCAGCUGGAGAAUGCAAAGUCUCCUUUCCCUCAAGGUUGCUGACCAGGGGUCAUCUUCCACCACAGUCAAGGAAAGUAGAAGAGCUCCACGCUAAGUUCUGCAAGGUUUGUUUCACUAUGGAAGAUCAAAUGAUUUUCUGGCUCAGGUUUUGUGAAGUUCGGCAUCUGCCUUGGACCUGCAAUUUGGAAAAGGGAUCAUCUCUGAGGCACGGUUAAAAGACAGAAAAACCAGUCCCAGACGAUGAGCACUUUAAGUAGCACUGGAAUAUUACUCAGCUUAACGACAGUGUCUGUCACACUGGAUUUUAGUUUGCAUGGUGGUCUGAUGGCUUGGUCCUUAAGCACCAAUUUGACUCUGAAUCAGAGUUUGCCUACAUCUGAUCCUCUUAAUGCCUCUGAGAAGGGUGAAGUCUCUCGGAUGUCUGUGAGGGAGAAGAACUGGCCAGCUCUCCUGAUCUUGGUUGUCAUCCUGCUGACCAUUGGGGGGAACAUAUUGGUAAUUAUGGCUGUGUCCUUGGAGAAGAAGUUGCAGAAUGCCACAAACUUCUUCCUGAUGUCCUUAGCAGUGGCAGACAUGCUGGUGGGUAUCCUGGUCAUGCCCGUGUCACUCAUUACAGUCCUCUACGAUUAUGCUUGGCCUUUGCCUAAACAGUUGUGCCCUAUGUGGAUUUCCCUAGAUGUGCUCUUUUCAACUGCAUCUAUUAUGCAUCUCUGUGCCAUCUCUCUUGAUCGGUAUGUAGCAAUACGCAAUCCCAUUGAGCACAGCCGCUUCAAUUCCCGCACCAAGGCUAUUAUGAAAAUUGCUGCAGUUUGGACCAUAUCCAUAGGGAUAUCUACGCCCAUUCCGGUCAUUGGUUUGCAGGACGACUCCAGGGUGUUCGUAAAUGGGACCUGUGUCCUCAAUGAUGAGAACUUUGUCCUCAUUGGAUCCUUUAUGGCGUUCUUCAUCCCUCUUAUCAUCAUGGUGAUCACGUAUUGCCUGACAGUCCAGGUGCUGCAGAGACAGGCCACAGUGUUCAUGUGCGGAGAGGUGCCCAAGCAGAGGAGGAGCAGCGUAAACUGCCUCAAGAAGGAAAACAACACAGAGAAUGUUUCCAUGCUUCACAAUCAUGAGGGGGCCUCUCACUUGAACUCUCCGGUAAAUAAGGAGGCAGUGCUUUUUCGGAAAGGAACUAUGCAGUCCAUCAACAACGAGCGAAGAGCCUCCAAGGUCCUGGGCAUCGUAUUCUUUUUGUUCCUCAUCAUGUGGUGCCCAUUUUUCAUCACCAACGUCAUGUCUGUCCUUUGCAAGGAAGCCUGCGAUAAAGACCUCUUGAGUGAACUGCUUGAUGUGUUUGUUUGGGUGGGGUAUGUCUGCUCUGGGAUUAACCCCCUCGUAUACACACUCUUCAAUAAAACGUACCGCAGGGCUUUUUCCAAUUACAUCCGUUGCCAAUACAAGACGAGUAAAAAAUCAGCGCUGCGGCAGAAUCAAUGUCUGAAUGUUGCUUCAACAGCUUUAUAUGGGAAAGAUCUGACUUUAACUAGUUAUCGAAAUGGCAAUGAAUUCAAUAGCAUGGAACUAGAUGAAGUUGAGGAGGGCCUUGAAAUGCAACCGGGGACUUCAGAGCUCUCCAUAAACAGCUGUAAUGUUGUAAGCGAAAGAGUGAGCUGUGUGUAAGGGUGGCUCACACAGCAUUUUGCUACAGUGUAUCUGUAGCCAAAAUAUAUUGUGUAAAAAUGUAAGUGUUGGUCAAAGGACAGUGUAAAUACUGCAUUCUGAACAAAGCUUUUUCUUUUUUUUAAAGAAAAAAAAGAGUUGUCUUUCCAGUCCAGUACUUAAAAUCAUAUAUAUUAAUAUACUGCAGUGAAGUUUAAGGUUCUAUAUUUACUGUUAAUACUAGAUCAGAACUAUUAGUUACUUUGCAUAUGUCAUGGACAAAAUGUUUGAAUUCUUCUUCCAGUGCAUGAACAAAAAUGCUGAAUAUUUAUCUCAGGUGGCAUUUGCUAGAGUCCAGAAUGGCACGUUAAUAGUUAUAUAUCAAAUACAUGCUAUUAGACUUGGUCAGUAUAACUUUCUUUUUCAAGUUGACAGUAAAUAUAUACUUUAAAUCCUCACCCCUAUUUGUGCCAUGGAACGACUGUACAGAAACCUGGCAGACAGACACCAUGAAAGCAUAGAGGCUGUGCAGGCACCUGGCCAGACACAUCCUGUUGUGGGUAGUGGCUUCCUGCCAUACUGGGGCAAUCUUGCACUUCAAGGGACCUCUGUUAAAUUUUGGCUCCCUCUCCAACCCUGCAGUUUUCUUUCCAUUCCCCAGGAGGCUCCGGUUUCCCUAAGGAAGGUGGGGAAUGCAGUUCUGGUGUGGUUUUGCAAUCCUGGCAGGGAUCACUUGCACACUUGGAGAAGAAGCACAAAAACCAGAGCAAACCCCAGUUAUCUGCUUCAAUCAUUUCAUAAAUGGAGUGCCUCAGAUUUAAAAAAAAGCCCUCCUUUGGUCUUACAGAUGAUCACCAGCUCUGGGAUGGAGUAAACUCUGCUCAGUGUGGAUGGCACUGCCUUCACAGAUUGCUUGGAUGAUCAGGGUUGACCUGGAGAAGAGCGCUCUGGUUUUGUAAGAGCUCUUGUCUUCUCAGUCCUCACAUCUAUUUAUUCCUUAGCUUGUGUAGCAUUUGCUUUUAUUUUUUCAACAUCCUGGGACUUGCAGUGCCGGUGACAAAAUGCUGCUUUGGGUGUAGAUCAGAAGCUGCUGUGUGUGUGGUGCUGGUUGGGGUCAGGCUGUGAGGUGCAGGUUAUGCUUCCCCGGGGGAUGCUCAGGAGAGAGGCAUAAACGAGGGUCCCUGCUUGUUUUUUCUGUCUCAGGAGGGGGUGGGCAGAGCUGGACAGAGUAUGUGACUGGACUAAUUUGCUGGUGACGUGACCAGGGACAGGAAGGAAGCCAACCUGGAGGUAGUCUACAUGGAUGAUUAAUCCGGAUUAAGUUUUAAAUUUGAUUUAUUCCAUUCCACUCCCAAAGUAAAUUAUAGUAUAUCAUAUUAACACCACUUACAUCUUAAUGAAAGCAUCCACAUUGGGAUUUAAAGCAGUUUUUAAGUAAUCUGCUUUUAAUUCACACCAUGUAUAAUUUGAAUUCAUUUUCCUCUGUGUUCCUGUGUAGACAAACCCUCCAAGGCAUUGUGUCUUUCUGGCACUGUGCCUCUGGGGUGAUGCCUCUCCUGCAAUUUUCCUUGUGUAGAGUAUUGUCUAAUGCCAGAUAUCACCCAUAAGCUUUUUACAUCUUCAUUAACUAACACACAAAUGCUGCAGCGCCCAUCUAACAUGGAUGUGUUUAGCAUCACUGGCAGCCUCUGGCUACAAAAAUCCUCAGAACAGAAAAGCUUACACCAGGCAUGGAUAAAUUGCAUUUUACUAACAUAAACUGCUUGUACUGUAAGCUUGUCAUGUUCAUCCUAUCAAAAUUAACUUGUAGAAGAAAUAGAAAAUUCUGCUAGUGCUUUAGCGUAACAUUGUGCUGCUGCAUUGCUGCGUACAGCAACAACCUCGCUGAGGCCACUACCGAAACACAACAUCUGGGUUACAUCUGCUGCUGGGUUGCUCCCAGCUUGAUGCAUUGAAGUCGAUGUCCUCUCUUCUCCUUCAUUCCCUCCUGGGAAAAAUCCGUAGUACUUCCAGACAGGCAGGCAGGCAGGGUAUCUCAGUGUGGGGUGUAGCUUACUGCUUGCAGAAGGCAGCGGAGACGCACUGUGUACCAGCCUGCUGACAGUGCCACAGGUGUGAAAGCUUGGGAAUACCUUUCCAAAAAGUCUGGUAACCAGUAGGAAAAGGACUGGCCAGAGACACAAACUUGUGCCUUCAGUGACUGCCCUUUGCUCUGAGUCAGAUUUGACCAUUUCAAACAGUACAGAAAAGUCAGAAGGAUCACGUUGGUUUUUAAGUUCUUUUUUUUCCUUGGGUGAAUUCAUAGCACAUCUUUUCCAAACAUGUAUGUGUGUGUGUAUAUAUAUAUGUAUGAGUGUGUAUAUAUAUAUAUAUACAUAUAUAUAUAUAUAUAUUUAAAAGCCAACCACAGACUUUGAAAGCAUUUAGCAAUAAGUUGAAUUACAGUAGCUUCUAGCACAUGUGUGAAUAGGUCAUGUGUGAAUAGUUCAUUUUCCACAGCAUCCUCAAGCUUGGUGCAAGUCCACACACAGGCAUUGUCUUUGCAUAGGAGCCUUCAUGUCUUAUCCUUGCCGGUUCUGUUGUAUGGGCAAAAAGGGAACCUACUAUAUUUGGAUGUAAAUAAUGGGAAUUGAACAGAGAAUUUACAGAAUUUUUAUAAAUGUUUUUAAAAAACUCAGCACCAGAACUGUAAAUAUGUCAAGCGUUGCGACUCAGCUGGACCCGUACAGAUGUAUGUCACUUGUUUAGAUAAACAGACAAGGGGACUGCCUUACAGCGCCUGAGUUCUCUCCUGGCCAGUGGGUGAUUACGUUUUUGUGAAUGGUUAAAUACUGUCACUUACCCAACUUCCUUUGGGUCAUUCACAUCAGGGUUUUGUG